Molecule: messenger RNA, 777 nt
Organism: Caenorhabditis remanei
Lineage: Eukaryota; Metazoa; Nematoda; Chromadorea; Rhabditida; Rhabditidae
Exons: 4
Coding region: 1-777 (258 amino acids)
Biological process (GO): protein import into peroxisome matrix, docking
Cellular component (GO): peroxisomal importomer complex; peroxisomal membrane
Molecular function (GO): signaling receptor binding
Source: RefSeq, a predicted model, not a curated record
AUGUCAGAUCCGACGGGUACAUCUACUCGGCCGGAUAUGGUUGAAGCGGCACGGAAGUUUAUGUUAACUCCGAAAGUAAGGGAGUCAUCAUUUGAAGAACAACGAAACUUUUUACUGGGAAAAGGACUUACUGAAUCCGAAAUUCUGGAGGCAAGGUCAUCAAUUCCACCGGAACAGUUGAGAAGUCUAAUCGGAGCAGAACAUGGAGUAGUAGGAAAUGGAAGCAACCAAGUUAUGAUGGCACCACAACAGAAUCGAGUUCUCGCCGUGGCACAAUCAGCAGUUGUUUUGGGGGCAAUAUCCUAUGCUGGAUAUCGAUUCAUUCGAUCAUAUAUUCUUCCUCGGUUCUUUGAUAUUCCUGAUCCAGCCACAGAAGAAACUCGACAGCUUCAAGCUCAAGUGAAUGACCUUCAAAAUUCAAUAAAGUUCAUAAUGGAUUCUGUCUCUCAAACAACACAACAAUUGGCAACUCAACAAGCUGAAAUAUCUAGAGCAUUGUAUUCAGUGGCUAAUCGAGAUGCGGAUUUGAGUAGAGUUGAGAGUGGAAUCUCAACAAUCAAAAGUUUACUGCUUAGUCAACAUAAUUUUGCUCCUAUUGUGGCACCUAGUGUUACUUCUUCGAUUCCGUCAUGGCAACAAAGUGCAAUUCCCACUUCUUCUACCUCGAUGACCACUACAACAACUUCAGAAGCUGCUUCUGGAUACGCUACUCCUCCUGCUAAUUUUAAAGAAGCAUCAUUGGCUGAUGAAUUAGCAGAUAUCGAGAGCAUUGAAUAG